This is a messenger RNA of Vanrija pseudolonga, 1293 nucleotides long. RefSeq names its product SAGA complex subunit spt20 (gene spt20). NCBI's taxonomy places the organism in Eukaryota, Fungi, Basidiomycota, Tremellomycetes, Trichosporonales, Trichosporonaceae. Bases 72 to 1235 code for a protein of 387 amino acids. Gene Ontology annotation, biological process: regulation of transcription by RNA polymerase II. Gene Ontology annotation, molecular function: transcription coregulator activity. The transcript has 3 exons. The record is from RefSeq and is a predicted model, not a curated record. Gene Ontology annotation, cellular component: SAGA complex.
CUCUCACUACAAAUCCACACAUCCAUUCAACUCGUCGUGCCAUCACUUCGACGCGAUCCAUUGCUGGCAACAUGGCGUCGGCAUCAGGGUACAACUACCAUCGAUUCGCACGCGCAGUGCUCAAGAAGGCGCGCAAGUGGGAGCCGAGCUUGACCAUUCAGCUUUAUCCGACCUACUGGCGAUUCGAGCACAGUCAAAUCAACUUCCUCUACGAUGGUCCCAUGAAGCCCUUCCUCAUGGCCCUGCGCGCCCAAGUCAUCCCGGCGUCGCUCAUUCCCUUCCUCUACGACAUCCGCCCGCCAGUCUCGUUUGUCGACGGAUGUCUAGUCAUAGAGGUGCAAGACUAUCGAAAAAAUCCAGAAGUACGGUCACGCGUCGUCAUGCGUCCGGCCCCCGAGACGCUCCCACAAACCAUCGACGCGAUGCUGGAGAGGAGACGCGAGACGUGGGAUGAUCAGAUGACUCUGGAGCUCGAGUCGAGGAUUCUCGCGGCGACCUCGGCACCCCUUUACCUCGGCACCUCGCUCCUCGCCUCACGCAACGCUGCGCUGUCUCUGGCUCUCACUGCCCCUGCAGGACCCAACCUCGCUGCGGACGGCAACUUCCGCCCUACACUCGUGUCCGGCGCCGACGAGGACAGCGAGCAAGAGACGAUCCGCAAGUUACUCGGCGCCGGUACCAGGUCGUCCGGCGGCGCGUUCCAGCCCAGCUGGUCGGUACUCCGUCUCAUGGAGCGCAUCAAGGGCCACAACAAGCAAAAGGAAGCCGACGCAGCUGCACGCCGAGCGGCUGCAGCCGCUACCGGUAACAAGCCUGGCGCGCCGCCAGGUCCUCCCCUGCCCGGUCAAGGGCCCGAGGUCGAGAAGAAGCCACCUAAGAAGAAGAAGCGACCUGCGCAGGACGACGCCGGCACCGAGGAGAAGAAGCCGGCCAAGAAGAAGAAGGCCUUAGCUGCCGCGGCAGCGGCGGCAGCUGCGCCCGAAGAGCCGGCGCCAGCGACAACCACGGGCGGCAAGAAGAAGGUCGCACCGAAGAAGGACGCCGCCAAGGCCAAGGAGGCGAAGGAGGCCGAGGCCAAGGCCAAGGAGGCGACCAAGGACGCGGCCAAGGACAAGGGCAAGGACAAGGACAAGGAGAAGGAGAAGGAGAAGGAUGGCGACAAGGAGGCGGAGGCGGCGCCGAAGAAGAAGAAGAAGAAGCCGACUGCCGCGGAGAAGAAGGCCGAGGGCAAGUGAUGAGAGCAUUGGCAUGUUGUGGUGGGCAUAGAGCCUGUUGUGUAGCGUUGUAAGCAUG